Messenger RNA from Staurois parvus, 420 nucleotides. Lineage: Eukaryota; Metazoa; Chordata; Amphibia; Anura; Ranidae. The record is from the annotation of a GenBank genome assembly.
AUGCAGACUGCUUCUACAAACAUUGGUGAAAGACUGUGCAAUAAGUCCAUCCGGGACAUUUCCUGGCUACUAAAUAUUCCCACGCUCAACUGUUUAGUGGGAUUAUAACAAAGUGGGAGCAACUGGGAAACAACAGCCACUCAGCCACCAAGUGGUAGGCCACGUCACAUGACAGAGUGGGGCUCAGCGCAUGCUGAAGCGCACAGUGCGCAGAAGUCACCAACUGUCUGCAGAGUCAAUAGCUAAAGACCUCCAAACUUGGUGUGGCCUUCAGAUGAGCCCCACAACAGUGGGUGUAGAGAGCUUCAUGGAAUGGGUUUUCCAUGGGUCCGAACAGCUGCAUCCAAGCCUUCCAUCACCAAGUGCAAUGUAAAGCGAUCGGAUGCCGUGGUGUAAAGUCACGCUGCCACUGGACUCUAG